This is a messenger RNA of Lactuca virosa, 390 nucleotides long. The record is from the annotation of a GenBank genome assembly. NCBI's taxonomy places the organism in Eukaryota, Viridiplantae, Streptophyta, Magnoliopsida, Asterales, Asteraceae.
AUGCAUGAAGUUGUUAACAUUUUAGACUCAUGUAGAUCUAGGGUUGGUGUUGGACUUGUGAAAGGCAUGGAUAUGGAUAAAGUUGGAAACUUUUGGUCAAACUGUGAUGGAUUUGAGUACUUUACUAAGGAUUGGUCUUGGAUUGGUGAAAUCAUGGAAGACAUCCAUGAUUUGGAUACCAUAGAUGUGGAGCUUGAUGAAUACUUCAAAAGGAAACAAAUUUCCCAAUGCAAAGACAAAUUUCUGAAUAUUCUCUAUGAAGAAGACGAUAACGGCGCAAAUGAUGAUGUUCAACCUCAUAUCAAUAUAGAAGAAGCGGACAAAGAGUAUAUGGAAGGUAGUGAUGAAGAAGAUACUGAUGACGAUCUCGAGUAUUACACCAUAACCUAA